Messenger RNA from Pangasianodon hypophthalmus (striped catfish), 6545 nucleotides. RefSeq names its product family with sequence similarity 78 member Bb (gene fam78bb). The coding region runs from base 1126 to 1911 and encodes 261 amino acids. Lineage: Eukaryota; Metazoa; Chordata; Actinopteri; Siluriformes; Pangasiidae. The record is from RefSeq and is a predicted model, not a curated record. The transcript has 2 exons.
UCCUCCUCCUCUCCUCCUCCUCCUCCUCCUCCUUCUCGCGCAUUCAGCACCACGGACGACCGAACAGCGCGCGAGCACCGGCGGAUACGGAAAUAUGCGCUAAUAAGAGGAAAGAAGAGGAAUCACGCUCUGUUUUAGACGUUUCCACACCUAUUUUCCCCACAUGCAAGGCGUAUAAGUUGCUCGUAAGCUCUAUGUAGGUGCAUGAUGAUGCUAUGAUGAUGAUGAUGAUGAUGAUGAUGAUGAUGAUAACGGACGCUUUAUUUUCUUCACGCCCCAAUCCACCGUGCAACCGGAUCGUUACACGGGGCUCGACAGCAUCACCGUGAAUCCGCUGCGGUCUCCUGCUUCACCGCCAUCAGAGGAGAUGAAACCGGCCACGACUGCAGGUUUGAAGCCCGAAACCGUCAAAGCAGCGCCUUGUGCCGCGGUCUCCGGUUAGUGACAUGAAAACGCGGACUAGAAAGAAGGAAGAGGGCUGAAAAUAAAAGGGGGACACCUUUCCUGUGGACCAGAAAACACGUUCAGAGAUCAGUCAUGUGCAUUGCCAUCUUUCAAAAAUAUGAUGUAAGGAGGCUUUGAAGAUAUAGAUACAUCUGGAUGAAAAUGAUUUGCAUUGGUUGGAUUGUGUGAAUGCUGAGAAUCAUUUCAUUACCUGCAACAUACACACACCUUGUCAUCUUGGAUUAUUAGCAUUUGAAAAAUAUCUUUAAAAAAUAUAUAUAUAUCAAGAUUCUGAUCAAAAGUCCAGCAUUGUGGCACCAAACAUACAGGAACGGAGAGCAGGAGGAACCAGGAGGUUCUGGAGAAGAUCCAAACACACCACUACUGUCAUCGAUCAUCUGUGGAGUUUGUUUAGCAUUUUCUGCAGGUUUCCACCCAACUGAGCUUGGCGAAUUAGAACCAGUGUGAAGUUGAGUUGAGUGCUACAAGGGGUUGGAAUGCUCUGAGACGUAAGGUAAUGGAAGUGGUCUUCUACACACCACUGUGCACGCUGCUUUGUGAUUAUCUUCCACUAUGAACUGUCGUGUCCUAGGAGAAACCUCGUGUCUGUGAUCAUUCCAACUGUAACUAACCCACACUGAUGCGAAUUCUUUGGUCGAGCUCAAAGCGCGCCUCUCUACCAUGGGCUGCGUCCAGAGCUUCAGCUGCAAGUCGCGUGUCAAACGCGAGAACAUCACCGUGUGCGACAUGUCGGCCACUAUUGACCAGUGCCCGACGGUGAUCGAGGAGAACUCGCCUAUAGUGCUGCGCUACAGGACGCCGUACUUCAAGGCCUCGGCCCGCGUGGUCAUGCCGCCCAUCCCUCGCCAUGAGACCUGGGUGGUUGGAUGGAUCCAGGCUUGCACUCAGAUGGAAUUCUACAACACCUAUGGAGACAUUGGCAUGUCGAGUUGGGAGCUCCCGGAGCUGAGGGAUGGCAUGGUGAGUGCGAUCAGUGACUCGGAUGGUGUGAGCUACCCAUGGUACGGCAACACCACAGAGACAGUAACCAUCUCAGGCCCGACAUCCAAACCUUCACGCCUCAUCGUCAGCAUGAACGACAACUUCUACCCUAGUGUGACGUGGGCAGUGCCAGUGAGCGAGAACAACACGCCGCUUCUCACGCACAUCACUCGUGACCAGAGCUUCACCACGUGGCUGGUGGCACUCAAUGUCGGCACAUGCGAGAAGAUCCUGCUGCAAACCAUCAAGUGGAGAAUGAAAGUGGACAUCGCCGUUGAUCCCAUGAUGCCUCUGGGCACCAGGGCCAGGCUGGUUGGGCCUCUUCACCAGGACCAGCCCAAAAUCCUGACCCAAAUGGAACCCAUUCCCCAGAACGCCAUGGGCAAACCCAAUGCGAAUGAUGCCCAGGUGCUCAUGUGGCGGCCCAGAAGGGGAACGCCAUUGGUUGUGAUCCCCUCAAAGUAGCUGGUUCAGGAAAAAGUAAGUGUGGAUAGAGGCUAUUCCUUUCCACUGGGUUGAUUUUUGACUCAACCCUUUUCAGGAAAUAUAUCUACAGCAGGGCAAGAGGAAUGUGACAGCUGUUGGUGAUGUAAUGUGCGCCCCAGCUCGAUUUGUAAGGCCUUGCCCACGCUAAUAUGGAUCAAUUUGAAAAUGUAUAAGUUGUUUCUGUUGCUGUUUUGGCCUUCCAUCAUUCCAUUUUCACAUUUGAAUGUCAAUAUUGUGCUGUCUGAUUUGAUCACAAUUUCACAAUUGAGCAAAGUGAUGUCAGGAAGAAGGAAUUUCUAUUAACUGCUGAUCACAGUGAUGUUACCAACCGUUAGUGAUUUACCAAUCUUUUACUAAAUACGUGUAUCAGCGCCGAUACUGGUCUCAACCUCUGGAUUGGCAAUAGAUUGGAUCUGACAUACACUAUAUGACCAAAAGUAUGUAGACACCUGACCAUCCCAUUCCAGAUUUAUUCCCCUGUGUUUGCUGUUAUAAUAAGCUCCACUCUUCUGGGAAGUCUUUCCACUAGAUGUUGGAGCGUGGCUGUGGGGAUUUGUGUUCAUUCAGCUACAAGAGCAUUAGUGAGAUCAGGCACUGAUGUUGGUGAGGAGGUCUGGGGUUCAGUCGGUGUUCCAGCUCAUCCCAAAGGUGUUCAGUGGGGUUGAGGUCAGGUUUCUGUGCAGGACACUCUUCCACUCAGUUCUUCCACUCCAACCUUCAUACACCAUGUCUUCAUGGAGCUCGCUUCAUGCAUAGGGGCAUUGUCAUGCUGGAACAGGUUUGGGCCCCUUAGUUCCAGUGAAGGGAAAUUGUAAUGCGACAGCAUACAAAGACAUUCUAUACAAUUGUGUUCUUCCACCUUUGUGGCAACAGUUUGGAAAAGAACCAUUUUAUGGGUGGAUGGUGGAUAAAUGGAUGGUCACGGGUGUACAUACAUUUGGCCAUAUAGUGUGUUUUCCACUCUACUGAUAUUUUACACCAUAAACAUACAUUAUGUUGAUUGACACAAUGCAGGUCUUGCAUACAGGACAGCGAUGGGAGUAGUGUGUUACUAUUGAGAAUAUGAUGGAUGACAGAACCAGGGUGUGGUAGGUCCUGCUGAAAGAGGCGGAUGGGAGUUUGUGCUAAUCCUCCUGGCUCAGGUAGAAUGUGCAGGCAUUUUUCAGAUGUACUCAAGUGGCCCAAUAGAACAGCAUUCGCCCUCUCAUCAGGAGAUCUUACGUCUGAAUCUCAUCAGUGCCACAGCCAUUUGUGGCCAGGAGCAGAACUGACCAUGCUGUCUGAGUGCUAGGGAUGGAAUACUCUCUCUCGGCUCUGAAUCGGAGUAACAUUAGCCAAAUGGGGGUGUCUGUGAGCUCAUAUAUGCAGAAGAGGGUAGAUAGCGCUUUCCUCCAUGUGUUCAACUGCCUGUGAUGUAGCAUGAGCAGCAGUUAGAAAAGAUGUGGUGGCUUAACAUGUCUUGGAAGAAGCCAAAGCUAGCCUUCAGCCUCCCUGGUUGGUAGCUGUUGUAUGAUAGUCAAGAGCUAGCUAGUGGGUAGGAAUGGGCAAAUGCCCAAAAUGGGAGAAAAUUGAGUUUAAAAAAAAACAGUUAGAAGAAAAGCUUUUUUAAAAAAAUAAAAAAUGUAAAAGUAGAUGCAAAACUUUCCGAUCCCCAAAGCAAAGCUUUCAAAUGUAUCCAUAUUAGUGUGGCAACCUUUCCAGCUUUCUGGGGCCAAACUUUCUAGAACCACAGACAGGACCACUUGCCUUAAUUCCACACUACUGCCUUUGACUGGACGGAGGGGGCCAAUGGGGCACUGAAACGCAACAUACGGACCGGCGAGCCGCCUUAAAACCAGCUCACAGCUGGAGUACCAGAGACAGAAUGGGAAUGUGAUACCUAAUGUGGGAGUUGUUAAGAAAAAGGAUUGAUGAGUUGAGUUUUGAGGUUUGGGUCUCACUGGUGGUACAACUUCAUGACAGAAUUUAACGAUUUGUAUUAGAACAAAUUUUUCAAUACCCUUCUUGGUUUAAAAUGAUAAUAAGUUGAAGAGAAGCAGUGAUGGAAAGCAUACAGGAUGGGGUUAGAUGGAGACAUUUAAAAAUCUUGCGCUCUAGGCCAAACUUUACACAUAAGUCUUUCAUCCAGUAAAAUUAUGAUAUUGUAACUGAGAGGAAAGCACUAUACUCCUUUUCGACACUGUUUCGGUGCUGUUCAGGAAAACCAGCAAAACCUUUUUAAGACAGUCCACAUUUCCACCGGUUUGAGAGCUGAGCAGUUACGUACUUGGCUGUGCGAGUUUCCGAAGUAAAAGCAAUCACCAUAAAAGAUUGUACUAUGAAAGUUUUAUAUAUGGCUUUGAGGACAUACGUUUCAUACAGCACUGACAUACACUUAGUUAAAUGGUUGUUUCCUUCUUAGACCACUAAGUCAUGGUUUCAAUUGUUUUAUUUUUCUUUAGAAUCCCUGCAAUUUGUCAGUUUUAUUUUAGCGUGCGUGGCUGUUAUAGUGACAAAACUACACAGACCUGCCAACUUUCACGUGUUCAACCUUCGCCCCAAAAGCAGUAGAUGAAGCAAUCGAUAUAUGAAUCUGGAAUGAUUGACAGACACCCCUGGAAGCCCCGCCCCCUUCCACCCAUCUCACAAUAAGUAAAGUUUUGGCCGGUGCUCACUUCUCGACUCGAUUUUCCCACCAGAAAGACGUACUGAUGUAGCACCCCGAUUUCUGUAAAGGAAAAUGGAGAACGUUUAAUUUUUAUUUCACAUUAAGUUCAUUAAUGCGAAAUAAAAUUUAUCAAUGUAUGUUUCACUUAGCUAACUUUAGACAAGUAUAUAGUCAACAUCAGUUAUUAGGGACACACUGAAAUUUCAGCCAAUGAAAGAGGGGGAAAAAAAGGCUGAAAAUUUUGACUGAAAAAGAAAAAAAACCCAAAAAUGUCAGCCAUGUGGAAGCAUUUCACAGUUAGACAACAGAUUGUGAAAGGACUACAUUAAGAAAUGUAUUGUAUGUUGUUUUUUUUUAAACUAGUUACUGCGUUUUUACUUUCCUUCUGCAUUCCCUUUCCCAGAAUUACUCAUUAUUACUCUUCAGGGUUGGCAGGUCUGAUUACGCUGCCCCAAGCCCCAGGUCUCAGUUCCACAAGAGCAGCAGUUUGGUUUAUUUUGCAAGCUAAGAACCAGAGAUUUUGUGGUGGAAAAGCGCUGAAGGUUAACUGAUCGGCUACCAGCACCUUGUUGUUGUAAAAUAUCUCAGAGCGCAAACAACUUCCAACUUUAUUAGAGGUCAGAGGUCAGUAUUUAUUCAGUUCCUCAACACCCAGGUGUGAGAGUCUGUGUAGAAUAAUUACUCCUAGAAAGGAAUGUGUGCUGCUUCAGUAUUGAUUCAAGAGAGCGAGAGGGAAAAAAGGCAGCGCUCAAGCUCUUUCACCUGAGAGAGAAUGAAUACAAACAGCAAAUCCCAGUGCUGCUCAUUAGUGAGACAGGAACCAUUCCUACACUGACACACACACACACACACUCACAAAUGGAUGUGUGCAUAAAUACACACACACACACACACACACACACACACACACAAAUGGAUGUGUGCACAAAUACACACACACUCACAAAUGGAUGUGUGCACAAAUACUCAGACAUAUCGCACACACGCACGCACAGACACACACACACACACACACAAGCACACAGGUAUAGAAUCACGGUAAUGAAUCAAUGCAUCCUAGUGGUUUUAUUUAACACAGUGCUUUGAUUGCUUUCAGUUGUUAAAUUUGGCUUUUAUAAAUUUAUAAAUUCAUGAUUUAAAUCAUAUUUUAAUCCUCACAGCAACGAGAAGAUGAGCGAGAAAUGUUACAGUAGUGGACAGUUUAAUUGCCCUCCUCUGCAUGUUGAAUUACCGGUACCUUUUUAAUGUAAAAGGACAAAAGUUUGUACACCCAGAGGACAAACAAGUUUUGGCAUAAUUUUGUUUUAUACAGUUGCACAUCUGGACAUUUCAUUUUUAACUUAUUGGAUUUUUAUGCGUUUGUUUUCAACCUAUUUACAAAAAAAACCACGCUUUUGCAUUCUGUACUGUACCUGAAAAAAUCUUAUCUUAUUAUGAACCAAGCCACAAGCACACAAGAAAAACAUUAAGAAAACAAAAAACAAUCAUCUCCAAAACAUUACAUAUUAUAACAUUUUAGAGAAUUGUCCGCAGCAUGAAAGAAAAUUCUCGUAUGUGUGCUAGAAGAAAUAAAACCAUACUUAAACACGCAGUCACUCCAAAAAAAAAAAAAAAGUUAUGCAGCAACUAGCCUAUUUCCACGUCAUACAUGCAGUUAUUCGAGAUUUCUGUUUAAAAUAUAAUACAUGUUCAAAAUAUUAGAAGAUUUUGCAUAUUUGCAUAAUGGCAUAUUCUUAUUAUAAUCUAUCCUGAGCAAAAUUAAGCUUAUUGUAAACAGUAACAUACAUUAACAUUUAAUAUAAAAGUUUAGUCAUAUUAUGGGUCGAGUGCCAUGAGCAGUGCAUGUGUCUCAAGAUUAACAGGGAAAAAUGUAUGCAUCUUGUUGAACUUGAUCAAUAUGGUGUGUAAGGUGAUUUCAAAAAGCAAGUAGUAAAACAAGUAGAACUUGACACCAAUGGCCUCCACG